Molecule: messenger RNA, 1370 nt
Organism: Dermochelys coriacea (leatherback sea turtle)
Lineage: Eukaryota; Metazoa; Chordata; Testudines; Dermochelyidae
Gene: EBP
Product: EBP cholestenol delta-isomerase
Exons: 5
Coding region: 146-841 (231 amino acids)
Biological process (GO): cholesterol biosynthetic process
Cellular component (GO): membrane; endoplasmic reticulum
Molecular function (GO): cholestenol delta-isomerase activity; C-8 sterol isomerase activity; steroid Delta-isomerase activity
Source: RefSeq, a predicted model, not a curated record
GUCGCGGCCAAGCUGCGCGCUCAUUGGUCGCGGGGCGGGGCUUAGAGCUGCGGGUGGCCGCCUGGUUCAGUGUGCGACCCGCGGUCGGCGGCGGCGGGUCCUGGGCAGGAGGCGCUGAGAGGUGGGAGUCCCCGUCUUGCCUGCCAUGGAGCUGGAGGCUGAGCCCCUCGCUGCCCCCCACCCUUACUGGCCCCGGGACCUGGAGAUCCGGCGCUACGUCCCCAACGAUCGCCCCACCUGGCACAGCCUGUCCUUCCUCUUCUCCAUCUCAGCGGCCCUGCUGAUGCUCACCUGGCUGGCUGCCGGCUGGCGGGGGUGGACGGGGGCGCCCGUGGGGCCCGGGCGCCGCCUGGCCAUCUGUUGGUUUGUCAUCUGCGGCUUCAUCCAUGGCGUGAUUGAGGGCUGGUUCAGCCUCUACCACACAGAGAUACCUGGGGAUCAGUCCUUCCUCUCCCAGUUGUGGAAGGAAUACGCCAAAGGAGACAGCCGAUACGUCAUAGAGGAUAACUUCACCGUGUGCAUGGAGACCAUCACCGCCUGGGCAUGGGGACCGCUGAGCCUCUGGACCGUGCUAGCUUUCCUGCAGUGCCAGCCCUACCGCUACGUCCUGCAGCUGGUGGUGUCGCUGGGCCAGCUGUAUGGCGACGUCCUGUACUUCUACACCGAGUACCGGGAGGGCUUCACCCACAGUGAGAUGUGGCACCCGCUUUACUUCUGGUUCUACUUCGUCUUCAUGAAUGCCCUGUGGAUCAUCAUCCCCUCCAUCCUCCUCCUCGAUGCCUGUGGGCACCUGAGUGCUGCCCAGAGGGCGCUGGACGCUAUCAAGGCCAAGAGAGACUGAUGCUUCUUACCCCCACCCCUGGGUGGCGGGGGGGGGGGUGUAUCUGGCACAAAACUGCCCCGAGGGGCUGCAGGAUGAAUGAUGCUCAGGGAUUGGAGUGCACAGGACUCCUGGAUUCUCUCCCUGGCUCUGGGAGGUGAGUGGGGUCUAGUGGGCUAGAGUGGGGGCGCUGGGAGCCAGGACGUCUUGGCUCUUUUCCCAGCGUGUGUGAGCGACAUUCCAGUUUCUCCAAGCUGGCUUUACCUGCUGGCCUGGUGGGGAGAGAUGGGUGAGCGGGGCGAGGAGAUCACUAGAAAGGGUUGGGGAGAUGUCUGCCUCCCUAUGUCUUGUUAUCUUAGCACCCCCUCCACCCCCACACCCUCCAUGUUCCCACAACCAAAGCUCCGAUCCCAUCUCUGUGUACCCCCGAAAAGGACCCCCUUUGCCUCCUGACUGCAGGGUCAGGGAUGCUGGGACCUCAAGCACCUCCAGUGCACAGGGCCAAUCAGCUUGUUUUAAUAAACACAUGUAUGUACUCCUUUGCCUUCCA